Messenger RNA from Exophiala xenobiotica, 2142 nucleotides. RefSeq names its product hydroxyethylthiazole kinase. The transcript has a single exon. Gene Ontology annotation, biological process: thiamine biosynthetic process. Gene Ontology annotation, molecular function: ATP binding; magnesium ion binding; thiamine-phosphate diphosphorylase activity. NCBI's taxonomy places the organism in Eukaryota, Fungi, Ascomycota, Eurotiomycetes, Chaetothyriales, Herpotrichiellaceae. Gene Ontology annotation, cellular component: cytoplasm. The record is from RefSeq and is a predicted model, not a curated record. Bases 137 to 1741 code for a protein of 534 amino acids.
UUCGUGAGUAGAAGCAACCUGCUCUAGUGACACCAGAACCUCUAUCAGCAGAAGGGUGUUCAGGGAAGAACCAGGAUGACUUCAUAAAAAAUCAACUGGUUGAGAUAAUUGCUCCGGUUCUCGCACAGCCACGACCAUGGCACCACGAUCGAAAUCCAGCAUAGACUGGUCAAUAUACCUGGUAACAGAUUCCACUGCGGCCAUCCUUGGUGACAGAGACAUCGUUCAGGUAGUCGAGCAGGCCAUUCAGGGAGGCGUCACUGUCGUCCAAUAUCGAGACAAACAUGCCGACACCGGGUCCAUGAUCAAGAUCGCCAGCCAAAUCCAUGCCAUCACUCAAAAACAUCAAGUGCCUCUUCUGAUCAAUGAUCGACUCGAUGUUUGUCAAGCCGUAGGUGCCGAAGGCGUCCAUAUUGGUCAAGACGACAUGGAUUGCCUUUCAGCCAGGAAGGUCCUCGGCCCCGACGCCAUUAUAGGAGUUACAGCCUCGUCAAUACAGGAGGCACAGAAAGCCAUCAAAGACGGUGCAGACUACCUAGGGAUCGGGACGACGUUCGCCACUCCAACAAAGACAGACACGAAAUCCAUCAUCGGCACCCAAGGUCUCCAAGGGAUCCUGGCUGCUUGUGACACAGGCACAGAGAAGUCUAUACCAUGUGUCGCAAUCGGCAGCAUCAAUGCGAGCAACAUUCAAAGAGUGUUGCACCAGUCUGCUCAUGGCUCCAACCGUCUCAACGGUGUAGCUGCGGUCAGCGCCAUCAUGGCUGCUACAGACCCCAAAGCCGCGGCUAAAGCUCUCUGUGAUCUGUUCAAGACGGCUACGGAGACGUACUAUACCGCCGUACCGCCCAGCAAGACACCAGUGAUGGACGUCCAAGGCUUGCUAUCCCAAAUGCCUGCAAUCAUCAAAACACACGUCUCCUCAUCAGUGCUCUGUCACAAUAUGACCAACACCGUCGUCCAGAACUUCGUGGCCAAUGUCUGUCUAGCCACUGGCGCAUCACCCAUCAUGUCCGAGAUUGGCGCCGAAGCCCCCGACCUGGCCAAACUCGGGGGAGCUCUCGUCAUCAACAUGGGCACCGCAACGGCCGAGAAGGUCAACAGCUUCAUCGCAGGAAUGCGGGCGUACAAUGCCGUCGGUGCUCCUGUGCUUUUGGAUCCUGUCGGUGGCGGAGCAACGGCGCAUCGGCGCGAGACCGUUAAGAAAUUGCUCGCUUCCGGUUUCUUCAGCGUCAUCAAGGGCAACGAAAGGGAAAUCGGUGCUGUGAUGGGCACCUCGACGGCUCAGCAACGGGGUGUGGAUUCGGGCCCAUCUGCCUUGACGGCCGAUGAGAAGACGAAGAUGGUCAAGAGCCUUGCCCAGCGCGAACACUGCGUUGUCCUUAUGACUGGCGAAACUGACUACCUAUCUGAUGGAGUCCGUACAGUGGCAAUCAGGAACGGCUCAUCUUUUCUAGGUAAGAUCACGGGCUCGGGUUGUGCUCUGGGUGCCAUCAUAGCCAGUUACAUCGCAGUACACCGCGAAGAUAAGUUCCUGGCAGCCUUGACAGGGAUCCUGCACUACGAGCUUGCUGCGGAGAGCGCACAAAGAAGAGAAGAUUGCAAAGGUCCAGGCACUUUCAUUCCAGCACUGCUGGACGAACUGAUGGCGUUUGGAAAUCUGGCGGUUAGUGACUCGCUGGCUACGUCAGACGGUGGGCUUGAAAAGCUUGCGAAAGUCGAAUUUAUUACAGCGGAAUGACUGCGUGAACGCCAUUGAAGUACAACAAACAAAGAUAUCCGCUGUCGCAGCAAAGCAAUAUUGAGUCCAAGGGAACAAUAUUGACGUCCUCCAGCCAUGACUCCAAGCAACUUUUCCUCUACUCUGCUGCGCCUAACAUAGAUCUGUGGUAAAUACUCCCAUCAUCCCAAACAGUCACACUUCCCCUCCGCGCAAGGCCUGAUAUCAUUCUCAAUAUCCAGCCUCAACCACCACUUCACCUCGAUCCCAUCUUUCACCUCCUCCACACCCCUGGUCGCCGUAGCUACCAGGAAGUCCUCGUCAUACGCCACAAUUUCAAUGUCCACGUCCUCGACCUGCUUGCCCCGAAACAAAGUCGUCACCCCCCGUUCCGCUUUCUCGGACGGCGUCCACUUUUCCAC